Eruca vesicaria subsp. sativa (arugula) is the source of this 831-nucleotide messenger RNA. The record is from the annotation of a GenBank genome assembly. Lineage: Eukaryota; Viridiplantae; Streptophyta; Magnoliopsida; Brassicales; Brassicaceae.
AUGAGUUUCCAAGAUCUCGAAGCUGGCUCUCGAUUUCAGGCGCCGAAUCGUGGGAGGCAGCAGAAACAUAUGUCUCGUGGGGAUCCGUCUCAGGAAGUAGCCGCCGGGAUCUUCAGAAUCAGCACGGCUGUCAAUUCCUUCUUCCGCCUCGUUAAUUCGAUCGGAACGCCGAAGGAUACUCUUGAAUUGCGGGAGAAGCUGCAAAAGACAAGGUUACAGAUAUCAGAACUGGUGAAGAACACGUCAGCUAAACUUAAAGAAGCUAGCGAAGCCGACCUCCAUGGAGCAGCUAGUCCAAUUAAGAAGAUUGCGGAUGCUAAACUGGCGAAAGAUUUUCAAUCAGUUUUGAAAGAGUUUCAGAAAGCUCAGAGACUUGCAGCUGAAAGGGAGAUUACAUAUACUCCUGUGGUCACACAAGAUGUACCUACCAGUUAUAAUGCACAGGAACUGGAUAUUGAAUCUUUAAGGACCUCCCAGGAGCAAACUCGUCUUCUACAAUCAAGAAGGCAAGAGGUGGUGUUUUUAGAUAACGAGAUAACAUUUAAUGAAGCAAUUAUUGAGGAAAGGGAGCAAGGAAUUAGAGAAAUUCAAGAACAGAUUGGUGAAGUGAAUGAAAUCUUCAAAGAUCUAGCUGUUUUAGUGAACGAUCAAGGAGUUAUGAUUGAUGAUAUCAGCUCUAACAUUGAUAAUUCACAUGCUGCAACUUCGCAAGCCAAUGCUCAACUCAGAAAAGCAUCUAAAACUCAAAGAGCAAACUCAUCUUUGACGUGCCUUCUUAUUCUGAUUUUUGGGAUUGUUAUCCUCAUUGUCAUCAUCGUUGUCUUGGUCUGA